CUUUCAACGAGCACGUCGUGUUUUUCGGAGCCACCGUCCACGAGGAUCGACUAAACGAACGGGGUCUCCUUAGUUGCUCGCUGAACGUCGACCAAAGAAACCGCGUGGUAGCCUUACUCGUAUACGCUGGCUUGCUUGUGGCUACGAUACGAUGCGACACAUCUCGGGAAAUAACGAAAAUGUGACGUGAGACUGACCGUGAGACAGCCUUGGCAAGAACGUGACACGUUUCCCAGUCGACCGUUCGGUGUGACAACUCACUCGCGCCCAAAAUGCCAGUGAGAAGGACCAAUUUCCACGCGUUCUCCGGUGCGCUUGUGUCGGUACUGUGCUGGAUCCUGGUGGCGCUUCGUGUCGGCGAGGUCAGCGGGCAAUUAUUGGACACGGAGUUCCAGCCGACGGUCACAGCGACAUGCAAAGGCGGCCACAUGACGAUACGGGUGAAUCUAAAUCAGAGUUUUGUAGGAGCUAUACACGCCAGAGAUUUUCGGACGCCGCAGUGCAUGGCGCCCGGAAAUGGCUCCACACACGCGACUCUCGCCAUUAAUCUCCUGGCGGCCAAAGGAUCUCCGGAUUACUGCGGCGUCUUGGUAAAUAACGACAACGAGGAACGUUCCAUCUCCAUCGUGGUGCGGAUACACAAGACCCUGGAGCUAGCUGACGAUAAAUUUUACGUUAUUACGUGCGGAAAAGCCGGAUUCAAAAAUGCGAAGAAUGAAACUUCGUUAGUAUCGUUGCGCCUUUUCGACGGAGGCCACAAAGUGCAAGAGGCUAUUUAUGGUCACAACUAUACUUUGCGUGCGGAGAUCUCGCGACCAGAUGGAAUGUACGGAAUUAAAGUGAAAUCGUGCUUCGCUUUCAACAAACGAAACAGCAGCGUCCAGCUGAUCGACGACAAAGGGUGUCCCGUAAAGGCUUGGGUCGUGACGAAAUUCAUGUACGAUCGGAACACGGGACUGGCGGAUGCGACAUUGUUCUCGAUGUUCCGGUUUCCUGACAGCCCGCAAGUGCAUUUUCAAUGCGACAUCGCUGUGUGCAGAGGAAGCUGCGGUAUCCCUAUUUGCGAAGGCGAUAACGAGGAAGAAAUAAAGGGAGCGUCUUUAAUUAAUGGCCAAAGCGUGAGCGGCGAGGAAGGAGUGCUUCUUGCCAGCACGAGCGUGUUCGUUCUUGACCCUGGUCAAACGCCAUCCGCGCAAAAUUUGUACGAGGACGGCACCAUUCACCCAUUAUGGCUGCUGUGGCUGGCCGUGGCUCUUGGUAUUCUGUUCCUCAUCAUGCUCAUUAUCAACAUAUUCCUCUGCUCCGCGAUGACCUGCAGUUGCACCAGGACCGAUAUCAUCGAGAAGGAACCAUCGAUCAUCGAAGAUUACGAUCCGUAUCGUAGCUGGCAUGGUUCUCAAUAUGGCUCGAGGUACUCCUUAAACGGGAAGCAAGGAUACGCUUCCGGAGGAUCGACGAUGAACUCCACGAGGUCGAUAUCGACGAACAGCGAUCACUACGCCAUAGUUCACUCCAGACCAGGAAGCAGAUACUCUGGACCCGGCCAGAAGCACCACCAUCAUCACAGAGGGCCACCGUCGAACAUCGGUUCCCAUUAUUCUGGAAAAUAAUACACCCCGGAUUAGCUACUUAACGAAAUGAUAGAACGAACAAUUACUUCCGUUUUAAUGUCCUGAUAUUCGCGUUUCAAGCUCUGUUUUAACAAUGCAAUCACUUGCAACGAGUACAUUCGGAUUCGUCGGAAUCGCCGCUCACACUGUUCGAAAACAAACUGUCGAUCAAUAACGAAAUAACGUACGAUACGAGUCGACCCUCGACUCGAAAACGCGCAACACGAGUAAGCUGCUAUGAUUGAUAGGGUGACACGGUAAAUGAUGGAUGUGCAACGAAAAUGGAAAAGAAUUUUAGCAGGACAGGAUGUAAAUGGAAUUUAUAAUGAAAAUGGAUGCUCGUAUCGUUUACUAAUUCAAUUGUUCAACUUGCGCUUCGAACGAUGUUGAGAAUCGAUCUUCGUGACUUGAUGUGUCCCUAAUAGUUACUACUAAUAUAUUACGUACACAGAAAGGUUAAACAAUUCCUGCCUUACAGAGUAUUUUUGUACUAAUGUUCAAGCAUCAAUAUAGUUGUCUUCUCCUUCUCUCAAUGAGACGGGACGCCUGUACCAGGGAUUUUGAAGAGCAUUGACGAUUAUAAUCGAUCGCAAAUUUUCUUGACACGCUGUCGAUCGUGUUUCAUACGCUGAAAUAUCGCAAUCGUUGAGCUCGUUUUUAGCGUCUUAGUCCAGGAGAAGGUUCUUCCGCUAGAUCGUAUAUGUAUCAUAUUUUAGUCAUAAAUUUAGGUACUUAGCAUUUAUAACGUUGCGCAACAUCGUACAUAAUUAAGAAGAAUCAAACGGUAACGCUUUUGUACAUAAAUUCAUUUGAUCGGGAAUCAUCCUUCGUGACCAGCGACACGCGCAUGCUCACGCGCUUGUAUCGUCAAAAUUAGCAUAGUUUUAUACCGUCCAGUUAGGUGUGUUAUCGUCACGAGCGAAAUUUAUUGUACAAAAAUUUGCGAAGCAGAGCGACAGUGACAGAGAAUUAAUCGGACAUUGACAUCGCUCGGUCGUUGAUAGGAUUAGUUACUCUAAUGGCUCAAUCAAACAUUCCAUGUCCAAUGAGUUACGAUUACAUGAUCCAUAAAUAUAUUACAAAUUUUGGAAAA
This is a messenger RNA of Hylaeus anthracinus, 2703 nucleotides long. RefSeq lists its product as uncharacterized. NCBI's taxonomy places the organism in Eukaryota, Metazoa, Arthropoda, Insecta, Hymenoptera, Colletidae. The coding region runs from base 273 to 1610 and encodes 445 amino acids. The record is from RefSeq and is a predicted model, not a curated record. The transcript is spliced from 9 exons.